CUAACACUGGCUAGUUCUAGCAAAGCAUCUCUUGAACAACAAAAUGUCAAAAAGGCCGUGAAGGCUGCAGAGACCAAGAGAUCUCCAUUUGUGAAGAUUAACAUGGAUGGUAUCCCUAUUGGUCGGAAAAUCGACCUGAACGCCUUCAAUAGCUACGAGAAGCUUUCUUUAGCUGUCGACAAGUUAUUCCGGCACCUUAUUGCGGCCCAAAGAGAUCCUGGGACAGAGGAGUGUCAUCAGGAAGAGGUGGCCAUAUCUGGUCUACUAGAUCUAGAUGGAACCGGGGAGUACACUCUGGUUUAUGAGGAUUAUGAAGGUGACAGAGUACUUGUUGGAGAUGUUCCAUGGGGAAUGUUCGUUUCAUCAGCGAAGAGGCUGCGGGUGCUGAAGACGUCUGACCUCUCUUCAUCACUAAUCACUUCAAGCUGGAAGAGAACAGCAGCUGAUUGGUUGAACUUGUUUUGGAGUUGCUUGGACAGACACUCAGCCGCCCAGCUCUGCCCAUCCCGCCAACUGCAUGUCGUCCUGCCCCAGCUUGGCUCAAGGGAAGAUGUUGCAGAUGCCUCGCUCCUAGUCACCGUGCUGCCGUUUGCUGUGAUCCCUUCAGGUGCUCUCGUUGCCUUGAGAACGGUCAUCGGGCUCGUGACUGCCGUAACGCUUGGCGCCCUCUCAGCAUGUUGGCAGGCCCUGUCGCAUCAUCGCCUUGCCAAGUGCAUGCUCCUCGCCGCGCCCAGUCUGGUUGAAAGGCAACAAUUCCUCCGUGAACUGCAUAUGAUCUGUGGCACCAAAUUUGGCUUCCAGAUCAUCCAUCAGAGAAGCCCAGGCGAGAACAUCGUUCUGUGGUACUGCUGCAACCACAACGUCCCGAAGUAG
Molecule: messenger RNA, 873 nt
Organism: Lolium rigidum
Lineage: Eukaryota; Viridiplantae; Streptophyta; Magnoliopsida; Poales; Poaceae
Product: auxin-responsive protein IAA7-like
Exons: 6
Biological process (GO): regulation of DNA-templated transcription
Cellular component (GO): nucleus
Molecular function (GO): protein binding
Source: RefSeq, a predicted model, not a curated record